Molecule: messenger RNA, 1012 nt
Organism: Juglans microcarpa x Juglans regia
Lineage: Eukaryota; Viridiplantae; Streptophyta; Magnoliopsida; Fagales; Juglandaceae
Exons: 2
Coding region: 272-1012 (246 amino acids)
Source: RefSeq, a predicted model, not a curated record
GGUUCCCUAUCCUUAGAGAUUGGCAGCUAGCCAAAAGAACAAAUACCACCCUGAGAUUCAGGAGAUUUUCAAGCAAGUAAAUAUUAAUAUUCCACUCUUGGAUGCCAUACAACAAGUGCCUUCAUAUGCAAAAUUUUUGAAGGACUUGUGCACAGUGAAGAGGAAGCUGAAUGUAAAGAAGAAAGCUUUCCUAACGGAGCAAGUCAGUGCAUUGAUAUUGAGCGAGACUCCUCAGAAGUUCGGAGAUCCCGGCUCUCCUAACAUUUCCAUUAUGAUUGGUGAGUCACGCAUUGGGAGAGCUUUACUUGAUUUGGGGAGUAGUGUGAACUUGCUACCAUUCUCAGUGUAUGAGCAGUUGGGAUUGGGUGAGCUGAAAAAGGCCUCCAUCAUGCUACAGUUGGCUGACAGAUCAGUUAUGGAGCCGAGGGGCAUUGUAGAGGAUGUGCUGGUCCAGGUGGACAAAUUUUACUACCCAGUGGAUUUUGUAGUUCUUGAUAUGCAGCAGCCAACCUCCACUAUUUACCAAGCUCCUGUCAUCCUUGGAAGACCAUUUCUAGCUACAUCAAAUGCUUUGAUUAAUUGCAGAAGUGGAGUUCUGAAGCUUACUUUUGGGAACAUGGGACUUCAGUUGAACGUUUUCAAUGCUUGCAAGAUGCCAGCACAUUUUGAUGACACAAAUUCUUCUUUACCACUUGAAGUACAAUUUGCAGGCGUAAGAUGGAAACUCCAGUUUGAAACUCUACCACCACCAGACAUACUUAAAUCUUCAGAGGAAGAAGUUCCCCAGUUGAAAUUGAAACCACUUCCUCAAGAUUUAAAGUAUGUGUUUCUUGGUCCUGAAGAAGGCACUUUUCCUAUGGUGAUUUCUUCAAAGUUAAAUCAGAAGGAUGAAGCUCAGUUGAUUGAAGUCUUAAGAAAGUAUCGAGGUGCUAUUGGUUGGACAAUAGCCGACAUCAAAGGUAUUGAUGCUGCUGUUUGUCCCCACAUAAUCCAUCUUGAAGAUGAUGCUUGA